Cucurbita pepo subsp. pepo (vegetable marrow) is the source of this 3905-nucleotide messenger RNA. RefSeq names its product LRR receptor-like serine/threonine-protein kinase RPK2. Gene Ontology annotation, biological process: protein phosphorylation. Gene Ontology annotation, molecular function: ATP binding; protein kinase activity; protein binding. NCBI's taxonomy places the organism in Eukaryota, Viridiplantae, Streptophyta, Magnoliopsida, Cucurbitales, Cucurbitaceae. The record is from RefSeq and is a predicted model, not a curated record.
AACGCGUGUUCUGCGAAGAACACAGCUUGAAUCUUCUCUCUCUUGCCAAGUCUUUCGUCGUCCUCGUUUUGCCCUCUUCUCCCUUUUCUUGAACCAAAAUUAGGGUUAGGGUUAGGGUUAGGGUUAGGAUUCUCAAAACCCUCGCUCUUCUUCUUCUUCUUCCUCACAUUCACACAGGAUUUUCUCCUUUACGGAGGCUGUUUGAUUAUUUUCUUCUGGAGCGGUUGUUUGUUUUUUCGGCCCUUUCAAAGGGUGGUUCCGGAAUGGGUUCCUCUUCGUCUUCUUUUUCAGUUAUCAAAUGGUUCUCCUUCUGCAGACCUACCUCUUCGAUACUUCUUUUUCUAUACUGCAUGCUCUUCUUCUUUCAUACUGAAGCUAUUUUGGGCGAUUCAGACAAAUCCGUGCUUCUUCAGUUCAAAAAUGCUGUUUCCGACCCUUCCGGUUUGCUCUCCACUUGGACUUCCAGUUCUUCUGAUUACUGCUUGUGGUUUGGCGUUUCGUGCGACCUCAAUUCUCGGGUUGUGUCGCUCAACAUUUCCGGGAAUGGUGGUGCAGGUAAUUUGAAUGCAUUUUCCUGCUCUGACUCUUCUAAAUUUCCUCUUUAUGGGUUUGGAAUCAGGAGGGGUUGUGUUGGUAAUAGAGGCUCACUGAUGGGGAAGCUUCCGCCGGUGACUGGGAAGCUCACUGAGCUGAGGACUUUGUCUCUUGCGUUUCAUGGUUUUGAGGGUGAACUUCCGGGUGAAAUCUUGGGUUUGGAGAACCUUGAGGUUCUUGAUCUUGAAGGAAACUCUUUAACUGGACUGCUUAAUAAUGAUUUUGUCAGGCUGCGCAAGUUGCGCAUUCUCAAUCUUGGAUUUAAUAGGCUUACUGGUGAGAUUCCUAGCUCGCUUUCUGGUUGUGCAAGUUUAGAGGUCAUGAAUUUAGCUGGGAAUCAGUUGAAUGGCACAAUUCCACAGUUUGUUGGUCGGUUGAGAGGGGUCUACUUGUCUUUCAAUUUUUUUACAGGAUCCAUUCCAAGUGAGCUUGGGAAUAACUGUCAGCUUGAGCAUCUUGACCUGUCUGGUAAUUUUUUGGUCAGUGGGAUUCCAAGUAGUUUGGGGAAUUGCGGUCAGUUGCAGACAUUGUUGCUGUACUCCAACAUGCUGGAGGAGGCCAUUCCAGCUGGAUUUGGUAAGUUGCAGAAGCUGGAACUGCUUGAUCUGUCUAGGAAUAGUCUCAGUGGUCCAAUACCCUCCGAGCUCGGAAACUGCUUGCAGUUGUCUGUCCUUGUGCUCUCGAAUCUCUUCGAUCCAAUUCCCAAGAUCAACUACACAGACAAAGACUCCCCAACUGAGGAACUUAGUGAUGAUAGUUUUAACUAUUAUUCCGGCAGUAUACCUGAGUCGAUUACAACCCUUCCAAAGCUGAGGAUAUUGUGGGCCCCUAGUGCAAACCUUAAUGGAAGAUUCCCUUCCCAAUGGGGUAAGUGUGAAAACUUGGAGAUGGUCAACUUAGCUGGUAAUUAUCUUUACGGGGAGCUUCCAAGUGGAUUUAGCGUCUGCAAAAAAAUUCAAGUUCUUGAUUUAAGCAUGAACCGGCUUUCUGGAAAACUUGAUAAAAACCUUUCUGUUCCUUACAUGAAUCUGUUUGAUAUUAGCGGUAAUCUCUUAACUGGUGAGAUUCCUAUGGUCUGUGGCCAUGAUUGCUAUCUGCCAAUGUCCCAUUCAAAGAGAUAUUUGGAUGUUGAUGAUGUGUCGUCUCGGUAUCUUGCAUUUUUUGCCACUAGUAUUCGAGGUGCAACGCCUUUUAAAUUUCUUGGAAAUGAUGAUCUGAUAAUGCAUAACUUUGGGGACAACAACUUUACUGGCAGUCUUCUGUCGCUACCAUUUCCACGUGAAAAAAUGGGAAGAAAAACUGUUUAUGCUUAUCUUGUAGGUGGAAAUAAGCUGACUGGACGAUUUCCUGAUAGUUUGUUUGAAAUAUGUGAUGGUUUGGCGGGAUUGAUCUUCAAUAUUAGCAGCAAUAAAAUCUCUGGUCCAUUUUCUGUGGAAAUUGGUAAAAAGUGUGGUUCUCUCAAAUUCUUGGAUGCAUCUGGUAAUCAGAUGACUGGGCAGGUACCUGCUAGCUUUGGAGAGCUAUUAUCUCUGAAUCACCUGAACCUAAGCAGGAACAAGUUUCAGUAUCAAAUACCGACUUCUCUCGGACAUAUAGCUGAUUUGAAGUACCUUUGUUUGGCUGGCAAUAACUUUAAUGGUUCUAUACCUUCUACAUUGGGAAAGUUGCAGUCUUUGGAGUUGCUGGAUCUUUCACGUAACGAUCUUUCGGGUGAAAUUCCAGUUGAUCUUGUUAACUUGAGAGGCCUAAAAGUUCUACUUCUCAAUAAUAAUUCACUCUCUGGACCGGUCCCCUCUGGUUUGGCAAAUGUUACCACACUCUCUGCAUUCAAUGUGUCAUUCAAUAACUUGUCUGGUUCCUUACCAUCAAAUAAUAACAUGAUCAAAUGUAGUGGUGCGAUUGGAAAUCCUUACCUCCGCCCGUGCCAUUUGUUUUCUCUGGCCGUGCCCUCAUCUGGAAUGCAAGGUUCAGAAGGCGACCCGAGUAGUCUUGCAGCUUCACCAUCUGGUGUUGCACCCCAAACAAGUGGAGGUGGCAGCUUCAAUUCAAUUGAGAUAGCAUCCAUUACAUCUGCCUCUGCCAUUGUUUCUGUUCUUAUUGCUUUGAUUAUCCUUUUUAUAUAUACACGAAAGUGGAACACGAAGUCUAAAGUUCUUGGAUCAAUGAGAAAGGAAGUGACGGUUUUUACUGAUAUUGGGGUUUCCCUGACGUUUGAUAAUGUAGUGCGUGCCACAAGUAAUUUCAAUGCAAGCAAUUGCAUUGGAAGUGGAGGAUUUGGGGCAACUUACAAGGCAGAGAUCGCGUUGGGGGUGCUCGUUGCAAUAAAACGACUUGCUGUAGGUCGAUUUCAAGGUGUCCAACAGUUUGAUGCAGAAAUUAAAACUCUUGGAAGGCUGCGCCAUCCGAACCUUGUCACCUUAAUUGGUUACCAUGCCAGUGAAACAGAGAUGUUCCUGAUAUAUAAUUAUUUGCCAGGAGGCAAUUUGGAAAAAUUCAUCCAGGAGAGGUCUACAAGAGCAGUUGAUUGGAGAAUUCUUCACAAGAUUGCGCUGGACAUAGCCCGUGCGCUUGCAUAUCUUCAUGAUCAGUGUGUACCACGAGUCCUCCACCGCGAUGUGAAACCGAGCAAUAUACUAUUAGACGAUGAUUUCAAUGCUUAUCUCUCUGACUUUGGAUUGGCCAGGCUUCUUGGGACUUCUGAAACCCAUGCUACCACAGGUGUGGCUGGAACUUUCGGCUAUGUCGCUCCUGAAUAUGCCAUGACGUGUCGUGUCUCUGAUAAAGCAGACGUGUACAGUUACGGCGUGGUUCUUCUCGAGCUACUCUCGGACAAGAAAGCACUAGAUCCCUCGUUUUCCUCGUACGGUAAUGGUUUUAACAUAGUAGCUUGGGCGUGUAUGCUGCUUCGGCAGGGGAGAGCCAAGGAAUUCUUCACAGCAGGGUUGUGGGAGGUAGGUCCCCAUGAUGAUUUGGUUGAAGUAUUACACUUGGCAGUUGUUUGUACAGUGGACUCUUUGUCGACUAGGCCAACGAUGAAACUAGUCGUACGAAGGCUUAAGCAGCUUCAACCGCCAUCGUGUUAGGAAGAAGCGAUUAAAGCAUUUAUUGACAGUUAAUUUGUAGGAGAUUAGAGAGAGCCUCCCUGAUUGAUUGUAAUUGUGUUUUUGUUGUUAUGACUGAAAAAGCAUUGCUGCCAUAGGUUGGUUGGUGGAGUUCUAAAUUUGUAGUUAAUUUUGUAUUGUAAAUUGUAAUAUAGCUCCGCCCUCAAAAUUUUUCCUUCCAUAAAUAAGAAUUGUUGCUUUGUGGAUGAA